Molecule: messenger RNA, 1368 nt
Organism: Lotus japonicus
Lineage: Eukaryota; Viridiplantae; Streptophyta; Magnoliopsida; Fabales; Fabaceae
Product: target of rapamycin complex subunit LST8
Exons: 11
Coding region: 221-1171 (316 amino acids)
Biological process (GO): TOR signaling; regulation of actin cytoskeleton organization
Cellular component (GO): TORC1 complex; TORC2 complex
Molecular function (GO): protein binding
Source: RefSeq, a predicted model, not a curated record
UGGAAACUGGAAACGGCGCGUUUUAGAUGCUGGGAAAGGAAAACGCGACGAGAGACAUGAAAUCAAUCGUGAGUUGACGACAACUGCCUCCUAGCACCGUCGUCAUCGGCGGAAGAAACACCAGGAAACGGCGAUCCCCGGCGGUUACUCUCACCGCGCCAUCGUUAAUCAGAUAAAUGUGGAUUGAUAGAACACGAAGAAGAAGAAGAAGCAAAGAGUUAUGAGCCAGCCAACGGUGAUUCUCGCCACCGCCAGUUAUGAUCACACCAUUCGAUUUUGGGAGGCCAAGAGUGGCCGCUGCUACCGCACCAUCCAAUACCCUGAUUCACAAGUAAACCGGUUGGAGAUAACCCCGGAUAAACGCUACCUGGCUGCAGCUGGUAAUCCUCACAUACGGUUGUUUGAUAUUAACUCAAGUAGUCCUCAGCCGGUAAUGAGCUAUGAUUCACAUACCAGUAAUGUGAUGGCAGUUGGGUUUCAAUGUGAUGGUAACUGGAUGUAUUCUGGUUCAGAGGAUGGCACGGUUAAGAUCUGGGAUUUGAGGGCGCCAGGUUGUCAAAGGGAAUAUGAAAGUCGCGCAGCAGUUAACACUGUUGUGCUACACCCAAAUCAGACUGAACUCAUAUCGGGUGAUCAAAAUGGCAAUAUUCGUGUGUGGGAUUUGACAGCAAAUUCCUGCAGUUGUGAGUUGGUGCCAGAGGUGGAUACAGCUGUACGCUCUUUAACAGUAAUGUGGGAUGGGAGCUUGGUAGUUGCAGCAAAUAAUAAUGGGACAUGUUAUGUGUGGCGCCUGUUGCGAGGAACUCAGACAAUGACAAACUUUGAGCCGCUUCACAAACUGCAAGCACACAACAGCUACAUCCUCAAAUGUCUUUUAUCACCUGAAUUCUGUGAACCCCACAGGUAUUUGGCAACUGCAUCUGCUGAUCAUACUGUCAAGAUAUGGAAUGUUGAUGGUUUUACAUUAGACAAGACUUUGAUAGGUCACCAACGCUGGGUAUGGGACUGUGUCUUCUCAGUGGACGGUGCCUACCUUAUUACAGCUUCCUCUGAUACAACUGCUAGGCUUUGGUCUAUGUCAACUGGUGAAGAUAUUAAGGUUUACCAAGGGCAUCAUAAAGCUACAACUUGUUGUGCCCUACACGAUGGGGCUGAACCAGCUAGUUCCUGACCUAAUCAUCACAGAUUUAUUUUCUCGAUCAGACUUGUGUUGUAAAUAAUCUACCUGUUUAGUGUGAAGUUAAUUGUAGUUCUUUGACCGUGUACACAUUUAAGCUCUGUUUGUAAGACUUUAUUUGAGUUUAAUUUAUAGCAUAAUUGCUAUGCAAACAUAAGUUUCAUAAGCUGAUCAGAUUAGUUGACUUUGCA